AGGUCAUUGGUCUCAGAGAACUGAAGGCCCUAUCAAGACGAUCUUGACUCAGGUCAUCUGAGAAAAGAUUCCAGUUGUGUCAGAACUCAAGAAAUACAUCUUCACGUUAAAGAAGGUGGGUUCAGCUCAUUAGGGGAAGCAGUUCAGUCCUUGCAAUUUAUCAAGGUCUGAGUCUGUAUCACUGUGUUCCUGCCCAUCCUCCUACCUGCUAGCUUCAAGAACAUCAUGUCUCACGGUCAGAAGAGGUGGUAUUGCAACUUUCAGGGAGAAUCUCAGGCCCCAAGAGAAGAACAGGGCCGGAUGAGUUCUGAUCUCUCUGUGGCUGAGGGAGAAGAGUCCAAUGACAACAAGUCCUCCUCUUCCACUAGCCCAACCAUCCCUAGGAAGACACCUGCUGGUGGGAUACCAAAAUUUCAUCAGAGUCCUCAACGAGCCAUAUCUCCUCCCACUGUCAUGGCCUCCAUUCCAAUAUCCCCAUCUGAUGAGGCCUCUGGCAACCAAAUAGGGGAGCUGGAAGGCCCCAUGGUAUUGCACCAUGCACUAAGUGCAAAGGUGGCUGAUUUGGUUCGGUUCCUGCUCUUCAAGUAUAGAUUCAAGGAGCUGACCAACAAGGCAGAAAUUAUAGAAAAGAUUGUAGAAGAUGAUGAGAAGCACUACAAUAGGAUCUUUAAUGAGGCCUCUGAGGGUUUGAAGCUGGUCUUUGGCAUUGACAUGAUAGAAGUGGACCCUGUGGUCCACACCUAUGCCCUUGCCAUUGCCCUGGGAAUCACUUAUGAAGGGAUGCUUACUAAUGGCCAAGGCAUGCCCAAAACAGGCCUUCUAAUAAUUGCCCUAGGUGUCAUCUGCAUGCAUGGCAACCGCGUCAGUGAGAAUGUGAUCUGGCGAGCGCUAAAUACGAUGGGAGUAAGUCCCAUGGAAAAUCACUAUGUAGCUGGGAAUGCCAAGAAGCUUUUCAUUGAAACUUUUGUACAGGAAGGGUAUCUGGAACAUAAUCCAGUGCCUGACAGUGAGCCCCUUCACUAUGAAUUCCUAUGGGGUUCAAAGGCCCAUGCUGAAACCACAAGUGUGGAUGUCUUAGAGUUUUUGGCUCAGAUCAGCAGGAUGAAUUAAGUGAUUCCAGAUCCUUCCAAUGCCUGCAUUUAGUGGCUUUGAGAGAACAGGGAAUUCUGUUUAGAAUUGCCACCACAAAUGGCACACUUCACAGCCAAUACAAGUUCUAGUGCCACAUUUAGGAGCUUUCUGAAUGAAGUCUCAGAUGAGCCUUCACUGUGUUUGAAGGUGGCAGUCACUGUUUUAAGUAGUAAAGACAGCCAGUGAAAGUAAAUGAAUACCGUCUUUUUUUUUCUCCCUGUUUUAUAAGGGUAACUUGGAACUUUUAUUUUUUGGUAUUUUUUCAAAUCUUGUUUCUCUUAAUUGAAGGACUUAGUGGGCUUCAGAAUCUAAGUCUAUAAAUAGUACUAAUGACACAUGUACUGCUUUCUGCAGUAGGGUCACACUGUGUAGCCCUAGCUGGCCUGGAAUUCUCCAUGUAGUCGAAGCUGGCCUUGAAUUCAACAGAUAUCCACCUGCCUCUUCCUCCUGAGUGCCAGGAUUAAAGACCUGUGCCACCACACCUACCCAUCUUUUGCUACUUUAUACAAAACCUUCCAUCUUAUUUUGUGGUCUGUAGUAACAUUGAAAUAGGAAUUUAAUUUGAAUUGUGAAAGAAUUUAGUAAUAUAUCCAAUGUCAAAAAAUAGAGAAAAAUGAAACAAAUGGUUAAAUCUUAUUUUCCCCUUCAACAAAAUCUGUUCCUCUGUAAAAUUAAGUUACAUGUGUAGAUCUAAUGUGGAUGGCUUUUUGAAAUUGUAUGAGGAAUUGUAUCCUAAUAAGUUACCCAGUGUGACGCUCCACAGCUUCAGAAUUAUAGAGAAGCUCACUAUGAUGU
Peromyscus eremicus (cactus mouse) is the source of this 1926-nucleotide messenger RNA. Its product is annotated as melanoma-associated antigen 10-like. The coding region runs from base 226 to 1110 and encodes 294 amino acids. Gene Ontology annotation, cellular component: nucleus. The record is from RefSeq and is a predicted model, not a curated record. Gene Ontology annotation, biological process: negative regulation of transcription by RNA polymerase II. Lineage: Eukaryota; Metazoa; Chordata; Mammalia; Rodentia; Cricetidae. The transcript has 3 exons.